ACCAAAAUUUCUAGCCAUGCUACACUUAUUCCUUUGUUGUCUAGCUCUUUUAUUGAGCCCGGCUAAACCAGACCCAGAUCCAUUACAAGAUUACUGUGUUGCAGACAAUAAAACUCCCCAAUCUGUUUUCAUUAAUGGUGUGCCAUGUAUUAAUCCAAAUUUAGCAAGUGCUUCUCAUUUCAAAACUUCAGUUUUAGGCAAACCUGCCAAGACCAGUGGAAAUCCAUUCGGAUUCAAUGUGACACUCACCGGUGUUGCAAAUUUGCCCGGGGUCAACACCAUGGGCCUGAUUAUGGUCCGAGGUGACAUAGCGGGUAAUGGGCUAAUCCCGCCCCACUCACACCCACGGGCCUCAGAAGUAACCAUAUGUCUUACGGGCAGUGUUCUUGUGGGCUUUGUGGACACGUCAAUGCGCUUAUACACACAGCAACUUCGUCCAGGUGAAUCGUUUGUGUUCCCGAAAGGAUUGAUUCAUUUUCUAUUCAAUCUCGACUCAUCCAACCCGGCACUGGUCUUGUCUGGGCUUAACAGCCAAAACCCUGGAACCCAAAUAACUUCUUUGGCCGCAUUUACAUCCAAUCCAUUGAUUCCUGACGAAGUUUUGAAGAAAGCAUUUCAAAUCAACAGUCAAGAUGUUGCUAGAAUUCAUAAAAACCUUGAAGGGUAAUCACACGUUUGAAGAGAGUUUGUUUAAUGAUAAUUAUUGUGUAAUUCAUACAACUAUUUAUUAUUGAAACCAUGUAGUUGGGGUUGGGGUGAUGCCUGAUGUAUGUAGAAAGUUAGGUUUGGAUCGGGGAUAAAUAAGAUAACAAGGGUAAUCUUCGUUUAUUUUGCAAGAUUCAUGUGUUUGGUGUAUUUUGCAAGAUUCAUGUGUUUGGUGUAUU
Molecule: messenger RNA, 884 nt
Organism: Pistacia vera
Lineage: Eukaryota; Viridiplantae; Streptophyta; Magnoliopsida; Sapindales; Anacardiaceae
Product: germin-like protein subfamily 1 member 1
Exons: 1
Coding region: 17-667 (216 amino acids)
Cellular component (GO): cell wall
Molecular function (GO): manganese ion binding
Source: RefSeq, a predicted model, not a curated record